Molecule: messenger RNA, 1124 nt
Organism: Acyrthosiphon pisum (pea aphid)
Lineage: Eukaryota; Metazoa; Arthropoda; Insecta; Hemiptera; Aphididae
Gene: MsrA
Product: methionine sulfoxide reductase A
Exons: 5
Coding region: 167-817 (216 amino acids)
Molecular function (GO): peptide-methionine (S)-S-oxide reductase activity
Source: RefSeq, a predicted model, not a curated record
GUACAAUGUACAUACAUUAAUAUUAUGUAAGACUAAAGUCCACAUUCCAAAAAUUAAUUUUUUCCCAUUUAAAAUUAGUAAUAUAGCUGUAAUGUUGUGUGCUGACUGUUGACUAACCUAACCUAACAUCCUAACUAUUCGACUAUUAAAAUAUCUCAAUACGAAAAUGGAACCAUUACAUUAUCUUGACAUUCCAUCAGAAAAAGCAACCUUUUCUAUGGGCUGUUUUUGGGCUCCUGACAGUCUUUUUGGAUCUACUCCAGGAAUUAUUACUACAAGAGUUGGUUAUGCAGGCGGAACUGAAGGUUUAAUUCCCACUUAUAGAAACAUUGGUGACUAUACAGAAGCCAUUCAAUUACAAUACGACCCAAAUACCGUCUCUUAUUUAGAGUUAUUGAAAAUGUUUUGGGACCAUCAUGAUCCAACUGCAAAGUUUAAAAAGCAAUACUCUUCAUUCAUAUAUUAUCAUAAUGAUCAACAAAAAGCAGAAGCCGAGCUGACUCUAAAUGAGAAGAAAGCCAAGGGUCUUGAUGUCCUGACUAAAAUAGAACCAGCUGGUCAAUUCUUCAAUGCUGAAGAUUACCAUCAAAAAUACCGAUUGCAACAACACAAAAACCUGUGCAAGGACCUUGGUCUUAAGACCGGAGAUGAUCUGAUUAAUUCUCAUGUAGCUGCUAGACUAAAUGGUUAUGUCGUUGGUCAAGGAGGAAUUGAUCAAUUUGAUUCAGAAGUUUCAAAGUUAAGAUUAGAUGAAGCAGCAAUUUCAUACAUAAGACAAUUAGUGAUUAAAUAUGAAGGUCAAGGAUUACAUUGCUGAUUAAAAUUAUUUUCAUUUUGUGUUUUACAUUUACUAUGUAUUGUGUUAUGGAUGUACCUACAUCGUUUGCACUUUUGGUGUGUUGAAAUCGUGUAAAACUAUUGAAAAUUAAUAAUUUUUUGACAAACCAAUAAUUGAGUAUUAUUGUUGAUUAUAAAUACUAGUAUUUAUAAUUAAUGGUAUUAUACUAUUAUAAUAUAUUAAUAUACAUUAUACAUGCAAGAUGAACUGAUGUUGUAGUUUUAUACUAUGUAUGUAUGGGUGUAUCAUGUAGUGUUAAAUUCAGUUUACUUACCAAAACAUAUAA